Paramecium sonneborni is the source of this 761-nucleotide messenger RNA. Lineage: Eukaryota; Ciliophora; Oligohymenophorea; Peniculida; Parameciidae. The record is from the annotation of a GenBank genome assembly.
AUGAAAUAUGAUGAACCUCUUGACAUGAGAGUAGAUUAUUGUUAGAGCAUAAAUUGUACGAAACUAGUAUAAGUAUACUAGUAUCAAUAACUAUUUUUGUGAAUAAACUAUGAAUUUAUUGAUACUAGUAUAAUUUAAUUUAUGAAUUAUAUUUGAGGUGAGCAAGAUGAAAGACUUUAACUAUUGAUAAGUAUUGUAAAGAGAAUAAAAUUUAAUAUUGUUGUUGUCUUCCCUGAAAAUUAAAUUAACGUAAUUCAAUUCACAUACUCUAGUUUUUGUAAAAGCUAUUAAUCUUAUUGGGAAUAACAAUUUUCAGAACAAGGUACAAAAAAUAUAUAUGUAUCAUUAUUAUUUAUGAUUAUAAUAACCAGCUAAUUAAACAUUAUAAAUAUAUAAUGAUCUAGAAGAUGAUUUAGUAUUUGUACUACCCAUAAGCGAGGAUACCUAAUUAUACUGAAAGCAAAUUAGAAAAGAAUAAAUAAGAAUAAUUUGGAUUAGAAUCUAGUAAUUAUAAUCUUAAUUAUUUAGCUGAAAAGAACACAAAGAUUUUGUCUAUGAUUAUAUAAUAAUAUUAAUAAUAAUAAUAGAUUUAUUAACUUAAAUUAGAUCAACAUAAUUAAGAUGUCUUAAAAUUGAAUCUCAUAAGAUUAGGUAAAUUAUUUGGAUUUAAAGUUACUCUAAAAUUAAAUACUAUAUUUUAUAAAUAUAUUUUUAGAUUUCAGAUUAAGAUCAAGUAAGAAAAUCAUUAUUAGUUUAUUUGA